Molecule: messenger RNA, 495 nt
Organism: Dictyostelium purpureum
Lineage: Eukaryota; Evosea; Eumycetozoa; Dictyosteliales; Dictyosteliaceae
Exons: 4
Molecular function (GO): catalytic activity
Source: RefSeq, a predicted model, not a curated record
UUGGGAAAAAUGAGUAUGAUUAAAGCAGUAGUUUAUAGCUCAUUUAUAUUCAAUUUUUUAUUAAUAAUCGGCAGUAAUUCAAAAAAGAAACAAGGCAGUGCAUGUCCAUUUUGUUGUUAUCCAACGGAAAAUAUUAUUUUUCAAAACGAUAAUAUAAAAGUGUUCAACGACAGAACACCAAAGGCAACAGUUCAUUAUUUAGUAUGUCCAAAAAUUCAUAUUGAAUCAAUCAAAACACUCGAACCAUCAGAUUUACCAGUUUUAAUUGAAAUGAAAAAUGUAGCCAAUCAAAUAGUAGCAGAAAAAUUCCCAAACCAAAAGUAUAGAUUAGGUUUUCAUGUUCCGCCAUUCUAUAGCGUUAAGCAUUUACAUUUACAUUUACUAGUAGAACCAUUUUAUAAAUUCAAAAAAUCGAAAUAUACGCCUUAUUUCGGAGGGCUUUGGUAUAAAGAUAUUGAUACAGUUAUAAAUGAACUGCAUGAUAAAGCGGUUUAA